This is a messenger RNA of Zalophus californianus (California sea lion), 3949 nucleotides long. It is a transcript of the gene HELQ, whose product is annotated as helicase, POLQ like. The transcript has 17 exons. NCBI's taxonomy places the organism in Eukaryota, Metazoa, Chordata, Mammalia, Carnivora, Otariidae. The coding region runs from base 1669 to 3858 and encodes 729 amino acids. Gene Ontology annotation, molecular function: ATP binding; nucleic acid binding. The record is from RefSeq and is a predicted model, not a curated record.
AGUUGGUGUUAACUUUCUUCCCUCUGCUUUUCUCCUAGUACCUUGUUCUUUAUUUAAUCUGCAUCUCCUGCCAGACAGUACCUUGAGGACAGGGCUCUAUCUAACUCAUCUUUUUCUGAUGUAACUAGCACUGUGCCUAGUACAUUCUGGUAGGUUCUCAAUUGCUGGGGGUUAUCGGCCUAGUUAGGAAUUCCGGCCCUGUCACUGAAACACAAGUUUUGCACUCUGAGCCUUAGUUCCUGAUCUCUUAAAAAGGAAUACUAAUAACAAUAAUGGUUGUUUUGUAAGUUAUGUUCUGCGCCAAGGACAUGCCAAGUUAGACUGUGGUAAUGACUGUCCAUAACUAUAUUAGUAGCUUCUAAGUAAGAACGUCAGUAAAUAACAGGUUUUUAAAUCUCUUUUUACUUAUAGAUCUGGCUUGAUAACAUGACCAAUUUAAAUCAUAAAUGUGUAUGCCACUUUUCAUUGCACUAAAGCAGUGGUUCUCAAAGUGUAGUUCCUGGACCCCAAAGUCAGCAUCACCUGGAAACUUGUUGAAAUAGGCAUUCUCAGGCUCCACUCUAGGCCUACUGAAUCCACCUCUGAGGUUGUGACCUGGCAAUUGGUUUUAACAAGCCCUCCGGGGGAUUCUGAUGUGCCAAAAGUCUGAGAACCACUGAGCUUGAGAACCUCAACCUUAUACUGUUAUUUUUGCCUUUUUAUUGUAUAAUUGCUUGCUUGAUGUGUUUUAUAUAAAUGGUUAGAACCAAGUUAAUUUCAUCUUUUUUUAAUGUGUGAAAAUAAGUGAUAUUACUAAAUAUUUGCUAUUUCGGUCAUUUUAUACUUUAAAAAUUUGAGUCGGAUAAAAUGCAGAAAUGGUCAAGUUAUAUUUUCAUACAAACAUCUGCAGCUUCAUACAUAAUGGGUGAUACCAGUCUGAAAUAUUUUUAAUAUGUAUUAAAUAUUAAGCUUACGUAUUUAAGUGUUUUUGAAAUAUUUUUAAAGUUGAAAAAAGUCAUUUGCAAAUAUUUGGGAAUCACCAAAAUACAAGAAAUUAAAGUCCCUUGGCUGUCAUUCAGACGUAAUUAUUUUUAAUACCUUUGUUACAUAUUCUCUUAGUCAUUUUUUAAUUUAAUUUUUUUGGAAAACAUAAUACAUUCAAGUCGAACUUUUAUAUAUUUUCUAAUAUGUACAUAAUUGGGUUUAUGCAAUCCAAUACACAUUCAUGAUCUUUUACUUAACUGUAUAUUGAGCAUGUAUAAAUCAAUCUACCACCUGUUUUCAAGCUGCAAAGAAUGGUAUCAUAUAAUUGUACAAUAAUUCAUUCAACUUUUACCCCUUGAUGGCUCUUUGUUAUAUAUAAACACUGCUAUGAUGAACAUCUUGCACAUAAUCUUUAUAUGUCCUUUUAUUUCUAUAGGUGUAGAGACCUAGAAGUAAUACUGCUAGAUGAAAGACAGUGUGCAGUUUUGUUUUCAAUACUGUUAGUUUGCUUUCCAAAAGGAUUAUAGUAUUUUAUGCUCUCAUCAACCACCACAAGAAUACCUGUUUGUCCCCAGUCAAGUCAGCUCUGGAUUUUCCAUGUAAUGGCAACAUACUUGCUUAACGUUGAAUUCUGUGCAAGAAAGAAAAAACUUAAUAUAUUCCUUGCCAACAAGUGGUGGAAAAACCCUCGUGGCUGAGAUUUUAAUGCUGCAAGAACUGCUUUGCCGGCGAAGAGAUGUUCUAAUGAUCCUACCAUAUGUGGCAAUUGUCCAAGAAAAGAUUUCAGGUUUGUCAAGUUUUGGUAUAGAGCUGGGUUUCUUUGUUGAAGAAUAUGCUGGAAGCAAAGGAAAAUUUCCUCCAAUUAAAAGAAGGGAAAAAAAAUCUCUGUAUAUUGCCACUAUUGAAAAAGGACACAGUCUGGUGAACUCCUUGAUUGAAACUGGAAGGAUUGGCAGUCUGGGUCUGGUUGUUGUAGAUGAGUUGCACAUGAUUGGUGAAGGGAGCCGUGGGGCUAUACUGGAAAUGACCCUAGCAAAAAUCCUCUACACUAGCAAAACAACUCAAAUUAUUGGCAUGAGUGCAACACUGAACAAUGUUGAAGACCUACAAGAGUUCCUUCAAGCAGAAUAUUACACCAGUCAAUUUAGACCAGUUGAAUUAAAAGAAUAUUUGAAAAUAAACAAUGCAAUAUAUGAGGUUGACUGCAAAGCUGAGAACGGCAUAACUUUUUCACGUCUCCUUAAUUGUCAGUAUUCUGAUACUCUGAAAAAGAUGGAUCCUGAUCACUUGGUGGCAUUGGUGACAGAAGUUAUUCCCAAUUAUUCCUGCUUAGUUUUUUGUCCCACUAAGAAGAACUGUGAAAACGUAGCAGAAAUGAUAUGCAAAUUUUUAAGCAAGGAAUAUCUGAAACAGAGGGAGAAAGAAAAACAUGAAGUGAUUAAGAACUUGAAGAAUAUCAGCAGUGGCAACUUGUGUCCUGUUUUAAAGCGCACCAUCCCUUUUGGUGUUGCUUAUCACCAUAGUGGUUUAACGAGUGAUGAAAGGAAGCUCUUGGAGGAAGCCUAUUCCACAGGGGUUCUGUGCCUUUUUACCUGCACAUCCACCCUAGCAGCAGGUGUUAAUCUACCAGCUCGAAGAGUUAUUUUAAGAGCUCCCUAUGUUGCUAAGGAAUUUUUAAAGAGGAAUCAGUAUAAACAGAUGAUUGGCAGAGCUGGCCGUGCUGGAAUAGAUUCUGUUGGGGAGAGUAUCCUUAUACUGCAAGAAAAAGACAAGCAACAGGUAUUGGAGUUAAUAAGCAGACCACUGGAAAAUUGUUAUAGCCAUCUUGUUCAAGAAUUCACCAAGGGAAUCCAAACUUUGUUUCUCUCUUUGAUUGGUUUGAAGAUUGCAACAAAUCUUGAUGACAUAUAUCACUUUAUGUGUGGUACAUUUUUUGGUGUUCAGCAAAAGAUUUUGUUGAAAGAAAAAAGUCUGUGGGAAAUAACUGUGGAAUCACUUAGAUACCUGACAGAAAAAGGACUUCUACAAAAAGACGCUAUUAAUAAGUCUGAAGAAGAGAUCCAGUAUAGUUUUCAUAUUACAAAACUGGGACGAGCUUCUUUUAAGGGAACUAUAGAUUUGGCUUAUUGUGACAUUCUCUACAGAGACUUGAAGAAAGGUCUCGAAGGACUUGUGCUCGAAAGCCUUCUUCACCUAAUUUACCUAACAACUCCCUAUGAUAUGGCUUCUCAGUGUGUCCCUGACUGGAUGAUAUACUUCAGGCAGUUUAGCCAGCUCAGUCCAGCAGAACAAAACGUAGCUGCUCUUCUUGGAGUCUCUGAAAACUUUAUUGGGAAGAAAGCAUCAGGUCAAGCUAUAAAAAAGAAGGUGGACAAGGACAUUGUCAACAGACUAUACCUGUCUUUUGUUCUUUAUACCCUGCUCAAAGAGACCAACAUUUGGAGUGUGUCUGAAAAAUUUAAUAUGCCUCGAGGCUAUAUACAAAGCCUUCUCACUGGAGCUGCCUCAUUCUCCUCUUGUGUGCUACAUUUCUGUGAGGAACUUGAGGAGUUUUGGGUUUAUAGAGCCCUUUUGGGAGAACUCACCAAGAAGUUGACUUACUGUGUAAAGGCAGAGCUAAUUCCUCUCAUGGAAGUGACUGGAGUUUUAGAGGGUCGAGCAAAACAGUUAUAUAACGCAGGCUACAAAAGUCUGAUGCACUUAGCUAAUGCAAAUCCUGAAGUGUUAGUAAGGACCCUUGAUCAUUUAUCCAGACGCCAGGCCAAGCAAAUUGUUUCAUCAGCAAAGAUGCUGUUGCAUGAAAAAGCAGAGGCUUUACAAGAGGAAGUGGAAGAGUUGCUGAGGUUGCCUCCUGAUUUCCCCAGUAUUGAGGUCUCUGCCACUGAAAAGGCAUGAAGCUGUCUGACAAGCAUUUUCAAACAGGAAUGAUUUAUUGCACCUAUUUUUCAAUUAAAUAUUCCCUAUAAUUUAUAAAUAAAAAAAUACA